Molecule: messenger RNA, 240 nt
Organism: Rhizopus microsporus ATCC 52813
Lineage: Eukaryota; Fungi; Mucoromycota; Mucoromycetes; Mucorales; Rhizopodaceae
Exons: 3
Coding region: 1-240 (79 amino acids)
Cellular component (GO): mitochondrion
Source: RefSeq, a predicted model, not a curated record
AUGUAUAGAAAUCUCACUACACGCAUCAACACUAUUGGUGUUCGAUACACACAUAAUAAUACAGCCAAGUCAGUACCUUCACCAAGAGGUCAAAUUACAGAUGUACAAACCUUUUUAAAGACUAUUGGACGCAACUGUGAAAGUUUUGCUGAUAAAUUCGAGACUUGGGAACAAUUGUUUACUACACCUAGUCGAGUGAUGAAAAAUGACAUGGGAAUUGACACAAAGUCAAGAAAGUAA